AUGUCAGCCUUAAUUGAAAAUGUCGCCGCUUGUGAAAUCAGAUCUGUGAUUCAUUUUCUAAAUGCAAAGAAAAUUAAACCAUGUGAAAUUCAUCAGCAAAUCUGCGAGGUUUACGGACUAACUGCUAUGAGUGAUUCAAUGGUUAGAAGAUGGGUCAGACAGUUCAAUGAAGGAUGUCAUCAAGUCCAUGAUGAAGAAGGAUGUGGACGCCCGUCUUUGGUUACUGAUGAACUGGUUCACGCAGUUGAAGAGAAGCUUAAGCAAAACCGUAAGUUUACAAUUAGUGCUCUCGUUACGGAAUUUCCGCAAAUCUCACGAUCACUAAUUCAUGAAAUUGUUACUGAAAAACUGAAAUUUCGAGAACUCUGCUCACGUUGGGUACCAAAAAUUCUUACUGAACAACACAAAAAACAACGGAUGGGCAGUGCACUUCAGUUUUUGACACGCUACAAUGAAGACGCUGAUGAUUUCCUUUCUAGGAUAGUCACGGGGGAUGAAACUUGGGUAUCUUACGACACCCCAGAAACUAAACAGCAAUCAAUGGAAUGGAGGCACACUUCAUCCCCAACGAAAGUCUUGACACCUCGAGAACUCAUGUGCACCGUUUUUUGGGACAGAAAAGGCAUUUUGCUGAUUGAUUUCUUACCACGAGGCUAA
Messenger RNA from Parasteatoda tepidariorum (common house spider), 657 nucleotides. Its product is annotated as mariner Mos1 transposase. Lineage: Eukaryota; Metazoa; Arthropoda; Arachnida; Araneae; Theridiidae. The record is from RefSeq and is a predicted model, not a curated record.